CCGGAGUCCCUGUUCGCACACCACCGAGCAUCACCACUUGUGGCCCACGCCAAUUACUAUCCACCAUGGACCCUAUGAAACAGCUUGAGAGUUCCAAGAAGUCGAUUAUGCGAGUAAAUCAGCAGGGGAGGAUCAGACCGUGCCGAACAGUUGGUCAAACCCUCUCCUGUGCGCCGUGUCGAAGACGCAAGGUGAAAUGUGACCGGCUUCAUCCGUGUGGGCAAUGCAUUAAACAAGACAUUGGCGACUCUUGUUACUACCCCGGGAAACCUGCUGCUUCGUUAGUUGCGAGUGUGCAGCGGAGAAGUGCUGGUGGUGCCUCGGCUUUGCAUCUAUCCCCGGAAGCACCUCGACCAGAAUCUCGAGUGACCGAGAACGCUCGACCGGACACAUUAACAUCUCUAAGAAGUACGCUGGAAAAUGGCGGAGCCCCAAUACAAGGCUCGAGGGUGAAUUCUCGUCCAGUAGCUGCCAGAAAUGACAGCAUUGUCACUGGAACUUUCCCCGUUGGCAGAACUGCGACCCAGUCUUUACCCGCAGAACCUAACGCCUUCUCUUCGUUUUCACAUCGCGGAAAAGAUCAUAAAACUCGCUACUUUGGCAAGAGCCAUUGGUCGACGACUCUGGAUAUGUUCCCCGAUCUCAAAGCUCACCUGCAGAAGUAUAGCGAGGAAAAGCACAAAGAGACCCAUCACAAAUUCGACGAAUACCUGACAAUGAAACGGCUCAAACAUGAUAUGAGGACCCAGAGCAAGACAGACCCUGAUGUUGCCCGGUAUCCGUCAGUGCAGCAAUUGGAAGAAUUGGUUCCUAACCGCAGUCUGGCGGAUUCUCUGGUGGAUCUCUACUUCUCAAGCUUUGAAACAACAUUUCGCAUAUUACACAAGCCACAGUUUAUGUCCGAAUACAAUAACUAUUGGGACCCCGAGCGGCUUUCCGGCUGUCGAUCUUCUAGGACAUUGUUUGUGGCCAAGUUACUGGCCCUUAUGGCAUGCUCGAGUAACUUUUAUGAGCACCAGUCUGCCGAGGAGAGAGAUAAUAGCCAGGUAAGUAUAUCCGCUCGGACAUGGUUUGCAGAAGUUGUGUCAUGGAUCCAAUCUACCACCGGAUAUGCCCGACUUAAUCUCGACAUGAUUCAAAUCAAAUGCUUGAUGGUACUCGGCGGACAGGCCGUUGCGUACGAAGGCGACCUGGCUUGGAUGACAGCGGGGUCUCUCGUUCGAGAAGCCAUCACAAUGGGCCUUCAUACGGAUCCGUCAAACUUUCCACGGGUCUCACCCUAUAUGGCUGAGAUGAGGCGUCGAAUUUGGCUUACUGUCGUUGAACUGGACCUUCAAUCUGCGCUGCAAAAUGGCACGCCCAUGGGGAUUUCAUGGGAUGAAAUGGAUGUGUCACUUCCAUGUAAUAUUGAUGAUCAAGACCUCCAACCCGACUCGAUCGAGCCCCCCGUGUCCUCGCCAAUAUCCACCACAACAAGAACGUCUUUUCAACUCAUUCUGGCACGGAGCUUGCAAGCUCGGAUGACAAUAGCCAAGUGCGUUAGCAAUAUUCGCUCCACUUUGGAUUACCAGGAGGUCUUGAGCCUCAGUAACGAAUUGACGAACGAGAUGUCCAACAUUCCUCUUGCACUACGAAGCGAAGAGGCGACCGAAGGCACAGGAUACUCAACAUUCCAACGAUCAUUCUAUCUAUUUCUCAUCUAUCGCUCUCUACUAGCCCUUCAUCGACCUUUCUUCCUCUCUCUCGCAGAUACCGGCAAUCCAACCUUCGAAUACUCCCGACGACUCUGCGUCCAAGCUAGCACCGCACUUCUGGCUCAACUAGAGACAUCCGAUCUAGACGCGCAAGCCUUCGCCGUGACCAACCAAUCCUAUCCUCAUCUGCUACGGCUCCGAGGGGGUAUGUUCCGCGACGAUAUGUUCCAUGCCGCAGCCACCCUCUGCUUCGAGCUGUGUCUACAAGCCAACGAUGCCCGGAUCCCAUCUCUCCCUGGCUCGCGAACCUCAUUCAUUGACUACGGGACAAGCUACCAUGUAAGCUCGCUCUGGCAGAGCAUUGAAAACGCCAUCCAGUAUUUUGAAUUCAAAGUCCGUGCCGAAAAACAGGGCUGCAAGGCACUCAUGUUUCUUCAUUUGAUUGUCACUUCGGCUCGAAAUCACAACGCACGGACAGGCAACAACGCCGUCGUUAAUUUAGAUGAUGCUUGUCCGCAAGCAUCGCGUCGGUGUCGGGAGCUGUUGUUGGCUGAUACAAAUAAUGCUCAUGAUGGGACGACGCAUGAGCGGCCGGACUAUGCAGAUGUAUGUAUUCAACGCGAUGGUUCGGGACAAAUGCUAAUCGCGUCGAAAUAGGCAGCCGAUAUACACGCUUCCUCGCCAAUCGACGCCACAGAGACUGAGACAAUUCAGCAUGUACCGAAUCAAGGACAGAUCAUUACUCCUC
Aspergillus steynii IBT 23096 is the source of this 2442-nucleotide messenger RNA. RefSeq lists its product as uncharacterized. Gene Ontology annotation, cellular component: nucleus. Gene Ontology annotation, biological process: DNA-templated transcription; regulation of transcription by RNA polymerase II. Gene Ontology annotation, molecular function: RNA polymerase II cis-regulatory region sequence-specific DNA binding; zinc ion binding; DNA-binding transcription activator activity, RNA polymerase II-specific. NCBI's taxonomy places the organism in Eukaryota, Fungi, Ascomycota, Eurotiomycetes, Eurotiales, Aspergillaceae. The transcript is spliced from 2 exons. Bases 66 to 2351 code for a protein of 761 amino acids. The record is from RefSeq and is a predicted model, not a curated record.